Molecule: messenger RNA, 1094 nt
Organism: Amaranthus tricolor (Joseph's coat)
Lineage: Eukaryota; Viridiplantae; Streptophyta; Magnoliopsida; Caryophyllales; Amaranthaceae
Product: expansin-like A2
Exons: 5
Coding region: 198-983 (261 amino acids)
Biological process (GO): sexual reproduction
Cellular component (GO): extracellular region; plasmodesma; plant-type cell wall
Source: RefSeq, a predicted model, not a curated record
UUCUCUGAUCCUUCCAAACUGCUGUACAGCAAUAAAAUAGCUACUGUACUAGUACUCCCUAUUCAUUACUCUGCCAACCCAAAUAAUUUAAAAAUUUUAAAGUAAAAAUAUCAGUAUUACAAUUAUUUUUCUUCCACUAUAAAUAUGUCACGUAUUCAACGGAAAUAUAUUCUGAAACAGAGCAUUUUCUUUCAAAAAUGGCAAUAUUUAUCUACUUGUUGUUCAUUCUCUUCUCAUCAGCAACUGCUUGUGAACAGUGUGUUCUAUCAAAGGCAUCUGUUUUCUCUAAAGCUUCUACUCUUUCAUCUGGAUCAUGUGGGUAUGGUUCUUUGGCCCUGAAUUUCAAUGGAGGACAUAUAGCAGCUGGUGUCCCUUCACUUUACAAAGAAGGUGCUGGUUGUGGUGCUUGCUUUCAGAUAAGAUGCAAGAACAGUAAGAUGUGUAGCAAAGCAGGGACUAAAGUGAUAAUGACUGAUGUGAAUAAGGGUAACAACAAAACUGACUUUGUGCUAAGUAGCCGAGCAUUUAGGGCCAUGGCCUUAACUGGCAAGGACCUACAACUUCUAAAGCUUGGAGUUGUCGAUGUUGAACACAAGAGGAUACCAUGUGACUACAAAGACAAAAGUUUGGCAAUCCGUGUGGAAGAAAGUAGCAAGAAUCCAAAUUAUUUGGCUAUUAACAUUCUCUACCAAGGUGGUCAAACCGAGAUCGUUGCAAUUGAUGUUGCUGAGGUUGGUUCAUCAAAUUGGAUAUUCAUGUCGAGGAAGUACGGAGCAGUAUGGGAAACAAGUAGGGUUCCUGGGCCAGGCCCAUUACAGUUUAGAUUCGUUGUGACUGCGGGCUUCGAUGGCAAGUAUAUUUGGGCUGAAAAUGUUCUUCCUGCAAACUGGAAGCCCGGUGUAAUUUAUGAUUCUAAAGUCCAAAUUGAUGACGUUGCAUUAGAGGGUUGCACCACUCCAUGUUCUGAUUCCCAUUGGAAUUAACUUUUUUCUCACUCUGUAUAGGAUAUUUUUUUAGGAAGAAUAUUUUAUAUAUAUAUAUAUAUAUAUAUAUAUAUAUAUAUAUAUAUAUAUAUAUAUAUGAGACUAAGUAAA